GAAAUUAUAAAAAAAAUUCUUAGUUAUUUUGAUAUUUAUUUCUAGAAAAAAAUAAGGAAUAUAUGCAAAUUUGUUCGGGUACUGGGUAUUGUUCGGGUAUCGGGCCGUUCCCUUUAUCUUAUUUACCGUUGACCAAGCGCCUCGCCGCGCGCUUGUAUAUCUGCGCGCAAGAAAUGGGCUGUGGACUCCUUAAAACUUCAAAUUUUGUUCUGUAACUUUGGGAAUAUAUUUUCUACAUGGAUUACUAUUGAUUAAAGCAAAACAAAAUUUUUCAAUUUUUUUAACUGGUUACACGAGGCUCCCCCCUUAAUACGCGAGAACACGAAACAAAGUCAUAAAAAGACGACGACACAUACGCGGUAAGACUUAAUAGUCAAAUUCGAGUCCCGCGAAUUUAAAUAAUAAAAUAAAAGUGAAGUUGAGAGAAUAAAAGUUGAGGAGAAGAAUCCCAGUAAACAUGCAAGGAUCAUUUACGUAACAUUUAUAUAAAAUACUAUAAUAAACUUUUCCUACAUCUUCAAUAAAAGAGGAGAAUAUUACCAUAAUAUAUAUGUAUAGUCUACCACAUGAAGCAAAUCCAAAUCUUCGUACAUAAUCGCAAACUAUUUUUUUCUUGCUUUAUAUUAUAUAAAAUUAUAUUAUGUCAAAAUCAAAGUUAAAGUCAAAAUCAGAAUUGAGACUAGACAUUACUUGUUUAACGCCAAGGCAGCGGCGACGUAUUUAUUUUUAAAAAUUCCAUAAUAUUUGUCAAAUAACCCGUAAAUCAAAUGAUUUGGAAGUUCAAAAUGUCGCAAUAGAAUCAAAUAAGCCAGAUAACAUCGGACAAUUAUCUCAGCAGCAAAAUGUACUAAGGGAAAUUGAUUUCAAUCAUUCCAAUAUAAUAAACACUCACGAGUUUACUGAAAAUAAUGAUGAUUUAAUUUCUGUACAUUCGGAAAUUAGUAUUGAUAACAAUAGUCUUCAGUCAAGUAGUUCAAGUGGUAAAUUUUCAGAUAAAACAGAAAUCAUUAAUGACAUCCGAUUAUGGAUCAUUGAAAAUCAUGUAACUCAUUCUGCUGUAAGUAGUUUAUUGAAAAUUCUAAUAAAAUAUGGUCAUGAUCUUCCUACUGAUGCUCGAACUUUAUUUCAAACUCCUAAACAAGUAGACAUUAUUGAAAUGAUACCAGGAAAGUAUUAUCAUAUAGGUUUAGGUAAUAGUUUAAAAAACUCUAUUCAUAAGCAUUAUUCCCGAAGUACUUGUCCAUCACAAAUAAAUAUUAAUGUAAAUAUAGGUGGUCUUCCUUUAACAAAAUCUUCUAACAGUCAGUUUUGGCCCAUUUUAGCUAGUAUAGUUGCAGAUUUUUAUACUGAACCGUUUAUAAUCGGCGUCUACCAUGGUUUUCAAAAGCCAAAAUGUUGCAAUACUUUUCUUAAAUAUUUCAAGGAUGAUUGUCUUGAAGUUUUCCGAACUGGUAUUGUUGAAUAUGACAAAAAAAUAACUGUAAAAUUGAAUUUUUUUAUCUGCGAUGCUCCUGCAAAAUCAUUUAUCAAGGGAAUUAAAGGACAUAAUGCAUAUUUUGGAUGCGAUAAUUGUAUUCAAGAGGGAGAUUAUAUAAAAAAUUGAGUAACUUAUUCAGAAAUUAAUGCAAUAUUAAGAUCAGAUGAAUCAUUUAAAUUAAAACAACAAGAAGAACACCAUAAAAUGACUUCAAAUCUUGAAGAUUUAAACAUUGGAAUGGUUACUCAAUUUCCUUUAGACUACAUGCAUCUCGUACUAUUAGGAAUAAUGAAAAAAUUGUUACAGUUUUGGAUUAAAGGUAAACAUAAUGUUCGUAUGAAUGCAACGCAGAUUACUCUUAUUUCUUCUUUAUUAUCUAUGUCAUCAUUCCUACCCAAGGAAUUUGCUAGAAAGCCAAGGAAAUUAGAUGAAGUCGAUCGGUUUAAAGCCACUGAAUUAAGACAAUUAUUAUUAUAUACUGGGCCAGUAAUCUUUUUUAAAAAAUUAUCACACGAUAAAUACAUUCAUUUUUUGAGCCUGAGUGUAGCAAUUAGAAUUUUAUGUAGCAAAGAGUAUCGUGUACAACUGCUUGAUUAUGCACACAGUUUAUUAUUGUAUUUUGUUGAAAAUUGUGGUACAUUAUAUGGUCGUCAACAUAUAUCAUGUAACGUGCAUAAUUUAGUCCAUCUGUGCUACUAUGUAAAAUUAGGAGGAGUGUUAGAUAAAUUUAGCGCGUUUAAAUUCGAAAAUUACAUGCAAAAAAUUAAAUCAAAGAUGAAAUCUUCAAGUCGGCCAUUAGAACAAUUAGUCAACCGUUGUAUAGAAGAAGAUAAUUUGAAUAUAAUAAAUGUAGAAAAGAUUUAUCCAAUACUAAAAUUUCGUAUUAUAAAUGGUAAAAAGAAAAUAAAAUCUGUUCAAUGCAAAGAUUUUUAUCUUAGUACAAAAUCUGCUGAUAAUUGUUGUUCUUUGUUAAAUGGUACAACAAUUUUGCUUACGAAAAUUUAUUUACAAAAUGAACAAAUUUAUGUUACUGGUAAAAAAUAUUUGACUGUUAAAUCAUAUUUUCACAUUCCAUGCGACUCCUUAAAUAUAGGAAUUAAACAAAUUAACGAGUUACAAUAUAACUUAAUUACUGUUCCAUUGUCCGAUAUUAAAUCAAAAUGUGUAAAAUUGCCUUUAUGUAACGAAGAAGCUGUGAUAUUGCCUUUACUGCACCAACAAGAAAUUUUAUGAUUAUUAAUCAUGACGAAAAAUUUCGCUGUAGUCAUUUUUUCAAGCGAUGGAAAUAACGAUGAAGAGAUAGUAUCAGAAGUACCCUCUUUAUGGCUUUCCUCCAAUUUAACAGAAUGCUGGUGGCCAUCAGUCAAAAAUAUAAAUACUUUCAUUACAAAAUAGACUCCACCUCUUUUUAAUGAUCCUAAGUGGUCACUUCAUCCCAUUAAAUUUCAUGGAUAUUAUGAUUCAUUAGAUCAGGCUAGGCAGAAAGCAACGAAUUAUUUUUCAAGUGAUGAUAGCAAUAUAAGUAAAAAAGAAAAGAAGAAGUCACGUACAUUAUGCAAUAAAAAACAGUUGUCAAAUAUUGAUUCUGAAUCUAAAUCUGAAUCUGAUUUUAGUAGUGGUAUACCAAACUCACCAGAUUUUGAUACUAUUAUAUCAAACUCAUCAAAUAAAAAUGUCCCAAUCAACGAUAUCUCAAAUAUUUUGAAUUCAACAGAACAUGUUGACUUGAACAUCCUUGAAGGAGCAAUAGUAUCGCACAAAAGUAUACAAGACUUACAUACAUUAAUAACAGAAAUGUUAAAUAAAAUGGAAGAUAAUUUUCAAAAAAUAUAUACAGCUAUAACUACUGUUUCAUUAGGAAUACAAGAUCUGAAUGCUCGUUUAAUAUAAAUAGAAAAACGAAAUAAUCAACAUCAGCCUGAAGCACCUACUUUAGAUAUAGGUAUCAAAUAUUCAACGAUAUUUCCCGUUUAAAAGUAUUGAUGAAGUUGUAGCUUUUGAAAACAGUUUAUCACAAAAUCCAGAUGAGUACAACAAAUUUAUACUGUAUAUAUCUCGCAUAGGCGGAAGGUCCGCUAAGGAAAAUUUAAUUCGUAUAUACCGAACUUUAUUUUCCAAUGAAGUUGCCAAACAAUCAUCUUGGAAAGGAUUACGAAAUCAUUUUAAAAUCAGUACCUUAAACAUUAUAUUAAUGGGAAUACAAGCAACAAUUUCAGGACAACAUCAAUUCACAAACAAAGAAUUUGAGGAUAUUACAAAAGAAUGGUUUCGCCAAGGUGGCCAGAGGCUUAGCAGACAACAAAAAGACGAAGAAAUAAAUCCACAAACCGUUUAAAUAUUUGAGAAGAGUUUAUGAUUAAGUAUUUUUAUUAUGUAAUCUUCUCCUUAUAUUGCUUUAUGUUAGAUAUUUUAUUCAAACAUUUAUUUUUA
This is a messenger RNA of Linepithema humile (Argentine ant), 3907 nucleotides long. Lineage: Eukaryota; Metazoa; Arthropoda; Insecta; Hymenoptera; Formicidae. The record is from RefSeq and is a predicted model, not a curated record.